AUGUUUUACUCCUCCACAGGGCAGUGCCACAGUGGGACCACUUGGAAUGGAACAGAUUGUGUCUGUCCCCAAGGCCACUUUGGUUUCCUGUGUAAAUCCAUUUUGGAGUACUUCGUCCUAGAAAUCCCGGAAAAAAUCAAUGCCUCUGUAGAACUGAGAGUGAAAGUGACUAACCAGAAUUUCACAAAAGACCUAAAUGACACAGUCUCCUCUGCAUACAAGAAUUUCACUCAACUAUUCAAGAGUCAGAUGGAUAAAGCUUACAUGGGCAACGACUUUCCGCAAUAUGUAGGCGUGAUCAUUAGGAGACUGCUCCAGGGCAGCAUCGUAGUGGAACACGAAGUCGUCAUGGAGGCAAACUUCACUUCAGAGUUUCAGGAGCUGUUUAAAAACCUCACUGAGAUCAUAAAGGCCAAGUUUAUGCAUGAGAUCAAAAGGCUACCCAGUAAUUCUGAUGAAUGCAAAGGCGUCUCACGUCUGUGCUAUGAUGAGAAAUCUAUCUUUGUGAAUGAUACCGUGAAGCUUGGCUUUGACCUGCAAGAGCAAUGCACUCAGAAGGCUGCAAAGGACUUUGCCCAAUUCUACUAUGUGGAUGAUCUGGAUGGAAAGCUGGCCUGUGUGACCAAGUGCACCAAGGGGACGAAGUCACAAAUGAACUGUAACCAGGGCAGUUGCCAGCUGCAGCAAAGUGGCCCCCGCUGCCUAUGCCACAACUCAGACACACACUGGUACUGGGGAGAAACCUGUGAACGCAGCACCAGCAAGAGCCUGGUGUACGGGAUCAUGGGGGCCGUGGCAGUGCUACUGGUGGUCUUGCUGGUGGUCCUGAUUAUCUUCCUCAGCCGAUCCCAGAAAAAACUGCACAGGAAAGAGUACAAUAUAUCUCGUGAGUGGCCAAGAGAAGAUGUCCCUGGCAAUUUCCAGAGCGCGAGCAUCUGGGAAGGUCAGAAUCUGAAGGGGGACAAGUUUGGCCUUGAAAACACCUACAGACACUUCCAGCCCUCCCUGCAGAACGUCGACCCCACCACAGAGAUCCACAUUCAGAGGCCCAGUGUGGUGACAACUGUUCAGUGAGGGGGACAGGAACUCCCACCCCUCACCCAGAUCUGGACAAGAAGGCAGCAGCAGACGGAGAGCCCGACAUAGGCCCCAGGUCGGUCAAGAGGAAAGAGAUGGCAGGUCCAGGUCCCCAGGAGGUCCUGCUCAGAGCUGGUAGACUUGCCUCACCCAGUCUGCUCCCCGCUGCUGUGAGCCCCCUCUGCUCCCUCACCCUCCAUUCAGGAGCCCCAAGGCUGCCCAGACACCUUGGCAUCUUGUUGGCUCCACGGCAACUCCCCACUCUGGAGUUUCCUACCAAUAAAU
This is a messenger RNA of Vicugna pacos (alpaca), 1362 nucleotides long. The record is from RefSeq and is a predicted model, not a curated record. Lineage: Eukaryota; Metazoa; Chordata; Mammalia; Artiodactyla; Camelidae.